Lytechinus pictus (painted urchin) is the source of this 1023-nucleotide messenger RNA. Its product is annotated as small ribosomal subunit protein eS6-like. The record is from RefSeq and is a predicted model, not a curated record. The coding region runs from base 104 to 841 and encodes 245 amino acids. The transcript is spliced from 5 exons. Gene Ontology annotation, biological process: translation. Gene Ontology annotation, molecular function: structural constituent of ribosome. Lineage: Eukaryota; Metazoa; Echinodermata; Echinoidea; Temnopleuroida; Toxopneustidae. Gene Ontology annotation, cellular component: ribosome.
GAAAGAUAGGCUAGUAACAUACAAAAUUUAAUACGGCUAGGCUGUGUGCAAGACUAAUCUUUCUUUUCAUGCAAUGUCUACGUUCUUGUAGGCAACAAUCAAGAUGAAGCUGAAUAUAAGCUAUCCAGCUGUGGGCACCCAGAAGCUCAUCGAGGUCGAUGAUGAGCACAAGCUGAGGGCAUUCUAUGACAAGCGUAUGGCCCAUGAGAUGAGCGCUGAGUCUCUUGGAGAUGAGUGGAAGGGCUAUAUUGUGCGCAUCAGUGGAGGAAAUGACAAGCAAGGUUUCCCCAUGAAGCAAGGUAUCCUGACCAAUGGACGUGUACGUCUUCUCCUCAGCAAGGGCCACUCCUGCUAUCGUCCAAGGAGAAAGGGAGAGCGCAAGCGCAAGUCUGUCCGUGGCUGCAUUGUAGAUUCUAACCUCUCUGUUCUCAACUUGGUCGUCAUCAAGAAGGGCGAGGGCGAGAUCCCAGGACUUACCGACAAGUCCAUCCCCCGAAGGUUGGGCCCCAAGCGUAGUGGCAAGAUCCGCAAGCUCUUCAACCUCACCAAGGAAGAUGAUGUCAGACAAUACGUUGUCAGGCGCCCACUCCCAAUGAAGGAAGGGCAAAAGACUACCAAGUACAAGGCCCCAAAGAUCCAGCGUCUAAUCACACCAGAGCGUCUUCAACGUAAGCGUCACAACGUUUCCAUCAAACUCCGCCGUGCUAAGAGGAACAAGGUUGAAGCCGCCGAGUAUGCCAAACUCCUCGCUCAAAGGCAGAAGGAAAAGAGGGAUGCCGUUCUCAAGCGCAAGAGGUCUGCCUCUCUUCGCGAGAGUGCCCGCCAGUCCCAGAGCAAGUAGAGAACAGACCCGCCCUCACACCCACAAGCAGAAAGACCAUCACAAUUGAAAUCAAACAACUUCAAAUGAACUGCUGGAAAAAUACCAACCACAUAUCAAAUAUUCAGCUGUCCUUCUUGUACAUGGACAUAGUGAAAGAAAUAAACAACUUUCAUCAGCCUACAUAGGCAAGCAAAAAAUCA